AUGCUUACUCGCGACAAGACGCAAGCGGGCGUCGAAAGGUCAGACUUGGAGCGAACACUGGAGAAAUUGGGCUUCAAUGUUGCGGAGGAGGACGAGCACUUAAAAGGUUCAAGCAAUCCAGUCGGAUGGAAUCGCCAAGGUGGCAGUGGCUCUGGUGAGAAAGAGUUCGGGCAAGAGAAGGAGCUUAUGCUGGCUCUUUUUCCUGCCAGAAAGAAGACAUACAAGCUCCAGCCACAGCAUCUAGGCUUGCCGGCCGUGCUUAGACAUGUUUUUGUCGCGCAGGAGGAGCUGCUGAAGCGGUCCGCAGGGGGUAUGGUCGAAAGCAGCUCCAUGCGCGUGGUUUCAAGAUCUCUUCAGAGCAUCACCAAUAAGAAGCCUUUCAUCGUGUUCUUUUUCCUGCUCACGGUCUACAUUCUCGUUUUUCCAGAUCUCAUCCAGAUUUUAACAGACAGCGAUGCUGAUAAAACGCUCCUCACGGCGAACACCAUUGUCUUCUUUCUGUUCUUGUUCGAGCUCAUCCUCAUUGUUUCUGUGGAAGGAAGCUACAUUUUGUCGAUACCAUUUGUACUGGAUGCUGUUUCCCUGGUCAGCAUCUUUGCUGACACCUGGUUCAUGGCCGAAAUUGCGGUGGACACGAAGAGCUCAUCGCUCACGAAACUAGCGCGAUCCUCCAGGAUAGCACGGAUUGCCAGAAUCGGAAGAGUAGCUCGAGUCACCAAGCUGAUUCCACGUGUGCUCAAGCUUUGCAGGAAGCAAAGCAAUGCACUUGCCGAGCAGCUGCUGUUGCGGCGCUUGUGGCGUCUCUUCCAAUACUUGGACACGGCUCGGGAUGGCAAGCUCUCCGUUUUCGAUUUGAAGAUUUUCUACUUGGCCCUUUUACAGGAGUGUCCUCACGUGCGCCCGGACAAGAGUGAUGUUGUCAAGAUGCUCGAGAAGGAUUCUGAGCUUUUGUUGAGUUGUGGCCAAGACGAAAGUGGUCAUGUGAACGAGCUUAGCCAGAUCCUGAGGAGGAUGGCCGCCCUGAUUCGGAAGUUCCAUGCGACUCCGUUGAUCUGCUCCAUCUUCACCAAGGGAACUCGAAGGUCAGCGACACCAAUCCAACGAGCCGAAAAGGGACCUGUAGCGAUCGCCCGGGCGCGAAGGGCAACCAAAAGCAGGAGCACAGCCCAACACGGCCCCGUCUGUCAGAGACAGCGCGGGCAACAUUCCGAAGCACAGCAGCAGAAGGGAAAGUGA
This is a messenger RNA of Symbiodinium necroappetens, 1236 nucleotides long. Lineage: Eukaryota; Dinophyceae; Suessiales; Symbiodiniaceae. The record is from the annotation of a GenBank genome assembly.